CCUUUCUCAUCUUGCUUGCUACCCAAAGUAUUCAUCAUGGGAGACGUUGCCGUGGAGAACCCGGCGAACAACGUCACGCCUCUUACCAAGCCAGGUGCGCUUGACGCCCUCGCCAACUUGGAUUCCCUUGAUGGCACAGGGGCUGAUGGAAAUGAUGAAUAUGCUACCCUCAAGAGGCUACAGAGACAUCUCGAGUAUAUCCAACUGCAGGAAGAAUACAUCAAGGAUGAGCAGAGGAGCUUGAAGCGGGAACUAGUCCGGGCACAAGAAGAGAUCAAGCGCAUACAGAGUGUGCCAUUGGUCAUCGGACAGUUUAUGGAGGCAAUCGAUCAAAAUACCGGCAUUGUGCAAAGCUCGACCGGUUCUAAUUACGUCGUCCGUAUCCUCUCCACUCUCGACCGCGAGAAGCUGAAGCCCUCAUCCUCGGUCGCCCUUCACCGCCACUCCAAUGCCCUUGUCGAUAUUCUUCCUCCCGAGGCUGACUCCUCGAUUGCGAUGCUGGGUGAGAAUGAGAAGCCCGAUGUGACGUAUGCAGAUGUUGGUGGCUUGGAUAUGCAGAAACAGGAGAUUCGGGAGGCCGUCGAGUUGCCUUUGACGCAUUUCGAACUCUACAAGCAAAUCGGUAUUGACCCUCCCCGUGGUGUCUUGCUCUAUGGGCCCCCGGGAACCGGAAAGACCAUGCUGGUGAAAGCCGUGGCCAAUAGCACAACCGCCAGCUUCAUCCGUGUCAACGGAUCAGAGUUUGUACAGAAGUACCUAGGAGAGGGACCUCGCAUGGUCCGUGACGUGUUCCGGAUGGCUCGUGAGAACUCCCCGGCCAUUAUCUUCAUUGACGAAAUCGAUGCGAUCGCCACGAAGCGUUUCGAUGCCCAGACUGGUGCCGAUCGUGAAGUCCAGCGUAUUCUGUUGGAGUUGCUGAACCAGAUGGACGGUUUCGAACAAACCAGCAACGUCAAGGUCAUCAUGGCCACCAACCGAGCCGACACCCUGGACCCGGCUUUGCUGCGUCCUGGUCGUCUGGACCGAAAAAUCGAGUUCCCGAACCUGCGUGACCGACGUGAGCGCCGAUUGAUCUUCACAACCAUUGCAGCAAGGAUGUCACUGUCCCCAGAAGUGGACCUCGAUGCCCUGAUCGUGCGCAACGAUCCAUUGUCUGGUGCUGUCAUUGCUGCUAUCAUGCAGGAGGCCGGUCUGCGGGCUGUCCGCAAGAACCGUUACAAUAUUAUCCAAUCGGAUCUUGAGGAUGCUUAUGCUGUCCAGGUCAAGACUGGACAGGAUGAUGACCGUCCUGACUUCUACCGGUAAAUUCUUGAGUUUCUCGGGAACGUGGGUAUGAAUGACAAGAGCUUGGUCUCCCUCACCAGUUGUAUUAUCAAUAAUAUGCAGGCGCCAUGUGUCACAAUUGUUUG
Molecule: messenger RNA, 1409 nt
Organism: Penicillium mononematosum
Lineage: Eukaryota; Fungi; Ascomycota; Eurotiomycetes; Eurotiales; Aspergillaceae
Gene: rpt3
Product: proteasome regulatory particle base subunit RPT3
Exons: 6
Coding region: 37-1305 (422 amino acids)
Biological process (GO): proteasome-mediated ubiquitin-dependent protein catabolic process
Cellular component (GO): proteasome regulatory particle, base subcomplex
Molecular function (GO): ATP hydrolysis activity; ATP binding; proteasome-activating activity
Source: RefSeq, a predicted model, not a curated record